AUGGGACUUUUCUCGUGGAUCCGUCCCAGCGGACGGAUUUCAUUCUUUAGCGCAAAGGAGAAUAAUCUUCUUUUGACUAAAAAAUCUGCAAAAUCUGGCGUUAAGGAACAUGUUACCCUGGCGGAGCUCUGCCGCACUGCUACUCCAACAAAAUGCCAGUUGAACCCCCUGCUUUUCAAUGGCCACCUGCAAACCUGUUGGACCUCAGUAAAGUUUGAUAAUGUCCCUGUCUACUACAAGCGACGAAUCUUCGAGGCCGAUAGCCCCCGUUUCAAAGGACAGUUCGCAAUCGAUUUUGUCGUGGAGCCGUACGAGGUGCCGGAGACUGCCGAAGCAAUCGAUGAAGAGAGAAAGUACACUCUGCCAUCCGGACUUCCAGAACGCACAUCGAUGUUUUCAGAGGCCGAGUUCGCCGCUUUGCCUUCAGAUGAUACGAAGCCAAUGCUCGUGGUUCUCCAUGGCCUCAGUGGUGGGUCGCAUGAACUUUACCUGCGCCAUGUAGUUAGCCCCCUUGUCGCAGACCGAAGCUGGGAAGCCUGUGUGGUAAAUUCUAGAGGCUGUGCUCAGACAAAGAUCUCGAGUGGUGUACUCUACAAUGCCCGUGCUACUUGGGAUGUCCGUCAGGCUGUGAAGUGGUUGCGAGCCACUUUCCCCAACCGACCUCUCUUUGGUAUUGGAUUUUCUUUGGGGGCGAACAUUCUUACCAAUUACCUUGGUGAGGAGGGAGAUGCUUGUCAAUUGAAAGCAGCGGUUAUCUGCGCAAGCCCUUGGAACUUGGAAAUCAGCUCCAUGGCUUUACAGAGCAGCUUCAUGGGACUUCAGGUGUACAGCAGGGUGAUGGGAAUUAGCAUGAAAAAGCUCUUCGAGCAGUAUGUGUUCGAGGAGAUUUCCAAGCAUCCCAGAGUCGAUGCGGAAGCUAUCAGAAGCAUCACUUAUCUGCACGAGUUUGAUAGGGCUUUGCAAUGCGCCUUGUGGGGAUAUCCUACAGAAGGUACCUACUAUCGCGAUGCAUCUUCUGUCGAUUCACUGCUCGCGAUCAGAAUCCCUUUCUUUGUUGUGCAAGCAGAGGACGAUCCAAUUGCUUGCGUCCAGGCUCUUCCAUUCCAGGAAAUGGGCCAAACUCCGUACGGUGUCAUGAUGACCACCUCGUGGGGUGGUCAUCUUGGUUGGUUUGAAUUCGGAGGAGACCGAUGGUUUGCGAAACCAGUAAAUAAUUUCUUGAACAUGAUGGCCAAGGAAGUCGACCUUGAAACUGCUCCAGUGGUCGAGUUUCCGGGGCAGGUACCCGGACAGGCGUCUGAGCCUGAUGACGACACUGAUAUACACUUCAAGAAGGCCAAUUUCAGCCCGAUGCGCCGCAAGCUAAGCUUGCCAAUCAUUUAAUUCAGCGUCAUUCUUAGACCUUAGAGGAUAUAUUGUUGGAUGAAGACUUGUUGUUUUUGUUGAUGACUAGAUGUUCGUCGCGAAUGUCAUUCAUGUCAUACUUCGAAAGAUAUAGAUAGACCCAUAGAAACGCCAGCGACCCUUCUAAAUACAUAUUCAACCAUGCUAUA
Messenger RNA from Aspergillus ochraceoroseus IBT 24754, 1553 nucleotides. RefSeq names its product putative hydrolase, alpha/beta fold family. Lineage: Eukaryota; Fungi; Ascomycota; Eurotiomycetes; Eurotiales; Aspergillaceae. The transcript has 6 exons. The record is from RefSeq and is a predicted model, not a curated record. Gene Ontology annotation, molecular function: acetylesterase activity; monoacylglycerol lipase activity. The coding region runs from base 1 to 1383 and encodes 460 amino acids. Gene Ontology annotation, biological process: medium-chain fatty acid biosynthetic process; medium-chain fatty acid catabolic process.